This is a messenger RNA of Oxyura jamaicensis (ruddy duck), 725 nucleotides long. It is a transcript of the gene NDUFAF5, whose product is annotated as NADH:ubiquinone oxidoreductase complex assembly factor 5. Bases 132 to 602 code for a protein of 156 amino acids. Gene Ontology annotation, molecular function: S-adenosylmethionine-dependent methyltransferase activity. Gene Ontology annotation, biological process: mitochondrial respiratory chain complex I assembly. The record is from RefSeq and is a predicted model, not a curated record. NCBI's taxonomy places the organism in Eukaryota, Metazoa, Chordata, Aves, Anseriformes, Anatidae. The transcript has 9 exons. Gene Ontology annotation, cellular component: mitochondrion.
GCGGCAGGGUGGCCGACAGGCUGCUGGACAUCCCCAGGACCUUCCCUCUCGCUUUGGAUGUGGGCUCUGGGAGAGGUUACAUCGUUCAGCAUUUAACCAAGGAAAUCGUCGAAAAGCUUAUUCAAGUUGACAUGGCAGAGAAUGUUUUUAAAAAUGCUGUAGAAUCUGAAGUACCUACGAUCAACAUUGUAGCUGAUGAGGAAUUCCUUCCUUUCAAAGAAGAUACAUUUGAUCUUGUUGUUAGCAGCUUGAGUUUACACUGGGUGAAUGACCUUCCUAAAGCUUUUAGAGAGAUUCACCAAGUUCUUAAGCCAGAUGGAGUAUUUAUUGGUUCAAUGUUUGGGGGGGACACUCUGUAUGAGCUUCGCUGCUCUUUGCAGCUAGCAGAAUUAGAGAGAGAAGGGGGUUUUUCUCCUCAUGUAUCACCGUUCACUGCUGUAUCGGACUUGGGACAUCUCCUGUCAAGAACUGGCUUUAACACUCUGACUGUGGAUACUGAUGAAAUUCAAGUAAACUACCCAGGGUUGUUUGAGAUAAUGGAAGACUUGCAAGGUCAUCUGCUGUUGUGUAGAGUUAAUACCUUAAUGAAAAUAGAACUUUAAUUCCCUGCAGAAGCAUUCAGAUACACUGAAACAUAUUUUUAGGUAUGGGAGAGAGUAAUUGCUCUUGGAACAGAAAACCUCUGCUACACAGGGAUACAAUGCUGGCAGCUGCAGCAAUAUACC